Dermatophagoides farinae (American house dust mite) is the source of this 2123-nucleotide messenger RNA. Its product is annotated as RING finger protein 145. The record is from RefSeq and is a predicted model, not a curated record. Lineage: Eukaryota; Metazoa; Arthropoda; Arachnida; Sarcoptiformes; Pyroglyphidae. Gene Ontology annotation, biological process: ERAD pathway; proteasome-mediated ubiquitin-dependent protein catabolic process. Gene Ontology annotation, cellular component: endomembrane system. Gene Ontology annotation, molecular function: ubiquitin protein ligase activity.
CAAACAAACAAAAAAAUGAAUUCAUUCAAGAAUCAUUCACGAUCGCCAACAACAACAACAACAAUAAAAAUCGAUAUGAAACGAAUGGAAAAAGCAUUGAUAGCCUUAUUACGAAUGCCUGGCCUAUUUCUUAUCGAUAAUUAUUUUAAAUAUUUCAAUUAUAAUUGGUCAAUACGACAUCGUGAUUGGAAUCUUUUGCUAUCACAUUUCGCUUUACUAAAUGGUUUCCUUUUAUUAUUGUUACCGUUAUCAUAUCUAAAACGUUAUUAUAUUCAUCUAAUUUGUUGGAUAACAUUUGUAUAUCUAUCACGAACAUUAUUCUUUAUUGAUCAUCAUUUGGUUCCACAAUUGGUGGCUACAUCAUCAUCAUCAUCGAUUAUUGCUGUUGAUGAUGAUGAAGCUCGGAAUAUCUUGAUAUUCAUUGUUCAUUUUGUAUUUGAUUUAAUCAUAUUGUCUAUAUUUAAAGCGCCAAAAAAACUUUAUCAAAUCGGUUUUGUUGGAUAUGGCAUCAUGGCCAUUAUUUAUGCCACUGACCAACGUACCAUUGGUGGUGUGGGUUGGCUAAAAAUACUGGAUACAAUGUCCUACGGUAUUGGUAGUUUUACAUUGCUUAAUUAUUUUUUCAAACAUACACCAUUGUUUCUGAUCGAUAUGAAAACAUUGGCCAUGGAUAUUAUACGUUUGGCUAAAAAUGAAGGUUUCCAUACAUUAUAUUGGCAAACAUUCGAACAAAUAUUUGUACCAUUUCAUUUUUUUCUAUUCUGGACAUUGACAAUUUUAACAAAAAUUUAUUAUCUACAAAUGUUUGCUACAACAGUCAACGACAAUCAAAAUGAUCAUCUUGAAUGGAUACCAUUAUUAUUAAAUAGUGUUAGCUCCAUAUUCAUUAGUCCGGUAUCAUUAUUAUCAACAUCGAUUACUGUAGCAUAUAUUUCAUGUUUCAUAUUGAAUACGAUAAAAUUAUAUUUAAGUGGCGGUACUGAUUACCAAAAUCAUAAUCAACAACAACAUCAUCAUCAUCAUCCAAUAGCUGCUUAUCGUGAUCAUAAUGGCUGGGAAGAAGGUAUGACAACAAUGUUAUUGACAACAAUAACAGCAUUCACAGAUAUGAAUGAAAAUACACGUAUGGCCGUCAUGGUAAUCAUAUCGUUUGUAGUGAUAUCAAGUCUAUUACAAUCAAUAUUGGAAAUAUCCGAACCGGUCAUAUUAUCAUUGAAUAUGAAUCAUAAUAUAAAUCGUAUACAUCAUCUAAAAGUAUUGUUAUUAUGUGCCUUUUUAUUCAUAUUCCCAUUGUAUGUGACAAAUGUUUAUGCAAAAAUAUUUCCAGCCAAUUUUUGGAUUGCUGUCGUUUUCUCCACUAGUCUUUUGAUAUCGGCACGUGUAUUAGAUCUAAUCAUUAUACAUUGUUUAUUUUGGUGGGAUUCAUGUCGUACAGAAUCAUGGGAAUAUUUGGAUGAAAUCAUUUAUUUUGCACGAUCAUUCACAAAAUUUAUUGAAUUUAUCAUAUCAAUAAGUGUGGUUAUUGUAGGCAUAUGGGAAGCAUUGAAUAAUCGUUCGAAUAUAUUGAAUGCAACCAUAUUGAUAAUGCAUGGUUAUUAUAAUGUAUGGCAACGUAUUAAUCAUGGUAUGAAUAGCUAUAAUCGUCGAAGACAAGCAAAUCGUAUUGUUGAUCAGUUAUGUUUGGUGGAAAACGUAGAACAAUUGAAUAAAUAUGAUGAUUUAUGUUCAAUUUGUUAUAGUGAAAUGAAAUUAAUGAAAAGUUCAAUGGUCAUCGUUAUAACCGAUUGUAAACAUUUAUUUCAUCGAAAAUGUAUUAAAAAAUGGUUAGCCAUUCAAAAUCGUUGUCCAUUGUGUUCGACACAGAUUGAAGAAGCAGACAAAUCUGUCAAUCAAUCGAUUGAUUCACCAACAGCAGCAACAACAAUGGAACAAUCAUUUGUUGAAGAAAUUAAAUCUGAAAACAAUUGAUUCGAAUCAAAAUAUAAUCGACUCAUGGUCAUCAUCUGUUAUCAUAAAUAUGAUUUUUUUUUGUAAAUUUUUUUGCCUUAUUUUUUUAUGUAAAUAAAGUUAUGGACCGUAAUAAUGAGAUGAGAUAAAUAAAUAAAACAGAAUUUUUAAGAAAA